GUCGAGAUCACGAAUGAAAGAGAGCAAUUAAGCUUUCCUCUGCCUUCCACCUCUUCGCCAGCAGACCACUUCCUUGUCCCCCGAACAACCUCAAUUUUACUUGUUUUCUUUUGAUUCUGCAGCAGAAUGUCUGAAGAAUUCGAACCUCUGACAUCAACUCUGAAACCGAAGACCGAUGCGACCAUCACAGUGCGGUUGAUCAAGUCGUUCGAAUACCGGACUGAGAAAAACAUGGUGUUGAAGGAUCUUGAUCUGACGACGACGACGGUCGGCGACUUGCUCGAGCUGGCAAAGAAGAACAUCCAGACGCAGUCAGCGUACAGACCGUUCCGGAAUGUCGAGUUUGACACGCUUAAGCUCUACACUCAAGCACACGGAUCAAAGACGUCUAAUCUUAUAAUAAAUCUCGACCACGACGAGUGGAUCCUAUCCGAUCCGUCAAAGACCCUUGAGGAAUGUGGAUUUGUCAAUGAAACCGAGGUGUCAAUGUUCAAUCGCGAGCUGUUCGAGAAAUAUAAAGAGAACCCGGUGGAGAAGUGGUGAUAAUUUCAAUACAGAUGAGAAGUGGUGAUGAUUUUAAUACAGAUAAAGAUAGAUAUUGUGUAAUAUAUUAAUAAUACAGAU
Molecule: messenger RNA, 624 nt
Organism: Myxozyma melibiosi
Lineage: Eukaryota; Fungi; Ascomycota; Lipomycetes; Lipomycetales; Lipomycetaceae
Exons: 6
Coding region: 127-543 (138 amino acids)
Source: RefSeq, a predicted model, not a curated record